GUGUUUUCACUUGUUUACAUUUUUUUUAUCCUGUUUUCUUAAGCCACCCUGCAAAAGAUGGGUGACACUGACAUCGUUACUUAUUGAGGUCUUUUUUUUUUUUUUUACUUUCUUACACACUGCUUCAACGAUGGCUGCGAUCUGUUCACGGUACUAUUUUUGGGUCCGAUUUCUCCUUUGGGUCACUUCCUCUUGGAUACAGAUGUUAGUCACGGGUGAACAGGUAGCGGUGGUGGAGGUCUGCGUAACAGAGGAGCGACCGAUAAUCAGCGCUGUACUACAGGGACAGCUGGUGGAGGCUCGCCAGGGUGGAGUCCCCGGGCAUGAUGACUACUAUUCUUUUGGAAAACAACUCGACCUUGAGGGAGAUCUGAUAUUGGUGCAGGAUGAGCGAUCCCAGGUAACCGAAGUUGAAGGGGCAGCUGCCGCUGCCCAGGAUAGGGAGUCAUGGAUUGGAGUAGUCCCUCUGAAGAUGGAGACACAAUCUUCUACUGGGAACCAGGAUUCUUUUGCCGAUACAGUAGUCAAUAAAAUGAAACGAGCCUUGGUUCUGGGAGCAUCCGCACUCAUCAUUCUGGCCCUCAACCACAACACCGUCAGCGAGAUGGAUUUGUCCCAAGUGCUGUCCAAACCUAUCAUCAUCAUCCAGACAUCAGAGAAUGUCACAAAGCUGAUUGGUGCACUUCUCAGGGGCCUUCACGCAACAGCCAAGAUCACAUACAAGACUAUAUUACAGGACAACCUGGGGGCCACCCUGACCCUGUGGUCAUCUUGCGGCCGCUCGAGAGGUGGUCUGUACGGAGAGUGGCAGGGGGUGAUCUGUACCGGAGAGACCAACUCCCGGGUCCAGAAAUACCUGCAGCAGCUUUGGAACACUGUCCUGAUGGUGGCUGUGGUACUCAGCACAGGGGUCAUAGUUCAAGCCCGCUGGCAGUACCAUGACAACCAGCUCACUGAUGACGGGGAGUCGUCGAAACAAGACAUUCUGAGGAGAAUGUCUUCCCUGAAGACCAAAACAUACUGCCAGCCCAAGCCCUGGUGUGACUCAUCCCAACCAAUGGAGGCGGAGAACUGUGCGGUCUGCCUGGAGCCCUUCAACAAUAACCAGGUAACAUCUGCAGAGAGAGUUAAUGUUGGACGGAAGUUGGUGUCGCCAGCUCCCUCACCGGUCCUCAGCCCGGACCCAAACCUCCUCCAUCCACAACCCUCCACCCCAGAGCAUGGCUAGAAGUAUGUGCUUGUCAAAAUGGACCACUUGGCUCACUGCAGCUAGCCCUGUCCAGUCCCCUGACUAUGGGGCGGGCGUAGGGUAACCCGGAGGGGAACACAGGAAGAGUCAGUAAGGUUCAAUGUUACGAGAGGAAACAAAAAGGUCAAAUACUGUACCACUGUUGUGGAUGGCAUGUUACUGUACCUGUGUGUAUGUGUGUGUGUGUGUGUGUGUGUGUCUUAGACUGUGAACAAACCCACCUUACUGCUGGCGCCGGAGAAAUUCAUAAUUCCCUUUCAAAAAAUUAGAAAUUCAUGGGAAUGCAACCUGUCUAUUUGAAGGCGUCAAUAUUGCAUGGGCCCACACUCUAGCAAAACAACGAUUUUUAAUGACACUACACUGUCGUUUAAACCGGCACCAUUGCAUUACCUCCUAACCCUGUGUAGAUGUAGCAUAAUAGACUAUAAUGGGAACAGAGAAUCAAGGCAGACAUUAUUCCACAAUGGAAGCAGCAAUUCAUUAUGGGAUGUUUCAGGGCAAUCUCAGAUGUCGGAUCAGGUUACCGGAUCGGCUACAUCUAUUUAAUGUCCAAGGAUUCUGUAACUCGCAAACUGUGAGGACGGGUUGUUGGGGAAAACCCGGGUCUGCUUUACCCUGAUAUAAUUAUGUUGUAGAGCAUCACAUGUCCUUGACAGUGUUCUUAUGCUGUAAGAACCAUUUGGUUACACUUGAAUCAUUCAGCCAACUACACAGCAAGGCAUAGUUGGUUAGUUGCCUGUGCAAAGACUUACACUGCUCUCUCUGUAGCCGAUCACAUGCAGCCAUAGCCAGAACAUAUGAUUAUAUUGGCAACAUUGAUGACAACUCACUAGAACGACCAAGCAUAGGAAACACAACCGUAUAAUUUACAUUAAUUCAGGUUCUGCAUAUCCAAAACGAUAAACCAAAGCACGGGGAUGAGCUUAUUGUGCAGUACUCAUCCCAAAAAAAAAAAUUUGAAAGAAGGAAAAGUGUUACACUGCAUUAAAUACAGAUGUAUUUGAAAUAGACGUAUUUGUGCUGAAUAUGUAUUUCUUCCAAUUGAAUUCAACACUUCCUAUCUUCCUUCAUCUCCCCGUUCUCACAGACUAUAACCGAGCACCCUCUGGGAUGGGAACCCAAUACAUACGAUGAUCGCUGGUACGGGUUAGGAAUGCGAUGUAUGAAUUUUAGAAAGAACAUUUUGCCUUCUCAUCGGGUGCUUCCAGCAUGUUCCACCAACUGGGAUGUAUACUUGAUUUGGGUACGAUUGUCUUGUUCUUUUGACUGAUAUUAUCUAGAGACAGUAGUGUAGUACUCAGUUUAUUAUGUGUUUUAAUGACAACUCCAAAUAAAGCAACCACAAAUGUGCUUUUCCGUAACAAAACGCUCCGAUAGAUUUGCUAUUCUGCUCAUAAAAAAAAAACUUGUGAAAAGUAGCUCUCCCUCACAUUUGAGAGGGGAAUUUCAUCUUUGCAGCAUGUGCACUCCCGCACACAAACACACACACACACACACACACACGAGAGUGAGGUGUGGAUCAGAUCGGCUAAGGUACUCUAAAUGUAGUUCUGCCUAAACUAGGCGUUGGUGAAUGAGAGAAGAUGAAGGGUGGACAAGCGCUCCUCCUAAAGUACUCCCGUAGAGGCUGCAGUGAAACCUUGUUUACCCGCUCUGACGUCGUUCUGCACAGUGAAUCAGGUGAGGUCUGGUUGUUCUUCCAGAUGCACUGAGAGCAUCUUCUCCUUCCCUUCCAUGUAUGUUCCUAUGUGGUUCUUUCAAUGUAAAUGAUGUAAAGAAAAUUCAAUAAAAAUAAUGCAUUCUAUAUAUUAAUAAACAAAGAGUAUCUAAUGAAAGAAAAUUCUUGCUUUUUUUCACAAAUCAAAUCACUGGCGGACACGUUCCGCACUUUGGCCUUUAAAAAAAAAAGGAUAUUGAACUGGAAGAAUGUGGGGAUGAAAACUAAGAUUUAAUAACGACAACGUCUGGAAUUUAUGCCGCUUGGUUUGCCCUGAUAUCCAACCCAAACAAGAAAAAAAAAACAGGGCAACUUCUCACCAACAACCUCAACUGGUGGAACAUUUUAACUUGGAGAAAAUAUGGCUGUCGGAACCACAGGCAACAGGAUUACACCGUCCUCCAUCUUUAGCCUCCCCCAAAACCCUUCCAUCACGAGUCUGACUUUUUUCUAUCUGCCAUCAGUUUGUCUGUCCAUCU
Gadus chalcogrammus (walleye pollock) is the source of this 3445-nucleotide messenger RNA. RefSeq names its product RING finger protein 215-like. Lineage: Eukaryota; Metazoa; Chordata; Actinopteri; Gadiformes; Gadidae. The transcript is spliced from 9 exons. The record is from RefSeq and is a predicted model, not a curated record. Gene Ontology annotation, molecular function: ubiquitin protein ligase activity. The coding region runs from base 131 to 1228 and encodes 365 amino acids. Gene Ontology annotation, biological process: ubiquitin-dependent protein catabolic process.